AUGGCGUGGGGCAAAAAGAAACGCACUCCUUGGUACUCUCCUACCUCCUAUAUUCCGUCUCAUCGUACCCGUCAAAAGUACGAGAAGAUGAUCCGUUACUCGGCGUGCAAGAAUUUGGCCUAUGCUUCCAAGAACGCACCAACCAUUGGAGCACUCCUUCUUGGAAUGAUUUGUAUACUUCUUGCCAAGAGAAUUGCACACAAGUUGCACAUUUCCCGCCUUCGAUGGCAAUACAACUAUGGUCGCCGAGCGCGAUACGUCAGUGAGACCCUCUUCUCUCCCUUUAGCGCCAAAAAGGGGAAGAAGAAAUCUUCUCGGCGCAAAUCCCACUUGAAAUACAGUCAAAACUACCAGAAGGCGGAAGAGGAUAAAAUUAUUCCUUACAACAAUGUCCUUGGAGUUUUUGCCCAAUCCAAAACUCCUCCACCACGAAAGAUCCACCAAAAACAUCAGGUCACUCCAGAAGACAAGGAGAACUCGGAAAAUGGUUCACUGCGGGCGCGAAGAGGAGCGGAAGGACGAAGAACACUUCAAAUCAUGCAGUGA
This is a messenger RNA of Cylindrotheca closterium, 546 nucleotides long. The record is from the annotation of a GenBank genome assembly. Lineage: Eukaryota; Bacillariophyta; Bacillariophyceae; Bacillariales; Bacillariaceae.